This is a messenger RNA of Electrophorus electricus (electric eel), 2382 nucleotides long. It is a transcript of the gene rbpms2b, whose product is annotated as RNA binding protein, mRNA processing factor 2b. Lineage: Eukaryota; Metazoa; Chordata; Actinopteri; Gymnotiformes; Gymnotidae. The record is from RefSeq and is a predicted model, not a curated record. Gene Ontology annotation, molecular function: RNA binding; protein homodimerization activity.
GGUGCCAAUAUCAAGGAGACAACAGGAAUUGAAAGUAAUGUACAGGGAACUUUCCUUUGUUGUACCCUUGGUGGUUACAGGUGAAAUUAUAGUGCAGUUUUUGUGAACCUCAAAGGGUACUUUAACCACUCAAAAGGCUCCUCAUUGGCUGCUUUGCCAUACUCUUAUACAAGCUAAUCACUAACAAAAUCUGGAGGCAAAAUUGCACCAAGAACAUGAGAACAGAAAGGUCCUGAACAAAGACUGUGUUUUGAUCUGUUCUGGCCUGGGAAGUGGACUGUAAUGCCUGGUGGAGUGUCACUUUGCUAUGCUACAGUUAACCCAGUCUCUAUGCCACAGCUGCUCCACUCACCCAAUCAAUGCGCAUGUCACUUAUCAAUAGUCUUGCACUGAUGAUGUUUUCUCUAGUGGGAUGAUUUUUUUUUUGGCUUUGGUCACUGUGCUUUAUUUUAAAAAUAUCAGCAAAGAAGCAUAAACUCUACACAAGUAUGCAAAAAAUUAAAGCUUGAAAAGGUUGUUUAAUGUAUUUAAAACUUUCUUGCUCUUAUGCUAUAAAAUAUACUGGUUCAACCCAAAAGAGGUUUCAAAGAAAAUGCUUCACUGAAUUGAACAUGUUUAAAAUAACUGUAGUUGUGUCACCCUUUAUGAAAUUAGCAGAAGUAUCCCAAAAUUUCAAAAAUAUCCCAAAACAACAAUCAAUGAAGAAAACACAAACCAACCAACAACAGCAACAACCCCAAUACAUUAGGUAAUUUUCUAUAGAUGUGCUCACAAUGUCUCAAGCCCUCCAGAAAACACACAUCAUUCUCAUUGUGUUUCCCAACAAUGUCAGGAAAAAUGUCCUUUUCAUGUUACAAGUACCCUCAAUAAACAAAUGCUACACAAACGCCAGUGAAAAUGAAUUGUCGGGUUUUUUUAUGCUUAUUGUUGGCAAUCAUGCUAUGUUGCAAGGGCACUCAAGAGAAAACUUUGGAGUAAAUGGUAUGAGUAAGGUAUGAUUAGUAAUACAAGCUCUAAUAAGGACUAAAUAGUAAUUCAUUACACCUUACACAGUUUUUUGAUUAAUAAUUAGCCUUUUUUCAGGGUCCUUGUAAUCCUAAAUACUCAGAAAAUAGCGGACAUUGUAUAUUGACACGUAUUCAAUCAAAAUGAGAGCGUGGAUUUGCCAAGUCGUCUCCAAUCGGUUCAUGGUUUCCUCUGAAGACGUCGAUGCGCUAAAUGAAGGGGUUGGGUUUUCCACCAGCUGAAACCUUUCUAGGUCGUGAUUACUACUUUGAAACCUUCCACGUCUUACUUGAUGCCCUAAUUAGCGAGUAGGGCAAUAUAGUACAGUUUCCCUGUGUUUCUCUUCUUUGUUAAAUUGAAUAUCUAAAACGAAGUAGAUGUGAACAGAAGAAACGCCACUUCUUUCCCCGUUUCUCUCCCCCAGUGCACUACCCCUCACUGACUCACCUCAGUUCGUUUCCUUCACCUGCUACUCUUCAGGGUCCGUUUCGGUUUGGCACAAGCUCACCCUGGCACAAAUUCUCAGAAGUCUGUCACGAACCGAAACCAAGCCCCAGCCGCACUUCUGGACCCACUUCAACGCGGAAAAUAAUAGUUUGUCUGGUCUUCUGGGUGUCUCAAGUUUACCUUUAAGAUGAGUAUCAAAUCUGACUCUGAGCCAAACAACAACGUCUCAAGCGAAGAAGAGGUCCGAACACUGUUUGUCAGUGGCCUGCCAACAGAUAUCAAACCUCGUGAACUCUAUCUGUUGUUUAGACCAUAUAAGGGUUAUGAAGGUUCACUGAUUAAGUUAACAUCAAAGCAGCCCGUUGGAUUUGUGACAUUUGACAGUCGCUCUGGUGCUGAAGCAGCAAAAAAUGCAUUAAAUGGGGUUCGAUUUGACCCUGAAAACCCGCAGACACUCCGCUUAGAGUUUGCUAAAGCCAACACGAAGAUGGCAAAGAGUAAGCUGAUGGGCACCCCGAACCCCACAAAUAUCCACCCAGCUCUAGGAGCACACUUCAUAGCACGGGACCCAUAUGACUUGACAGGGGCAGCACUGAUCCCAGCAUCCCCAGAGGCCUGGUCUCCGUACCCACUCUACACGGCCGAGCUGAGCCCUGGUUUGCCCCACGCUGCUUUCACUUACCCGGCUGCGGCUGCUCUCCAUGCCCAGAUGCGUUGGUAUCCAUCUACUUCUGAGUCAUCCCAACCUGGAUGGAAAUCGAGGCAGUUCUGUUAAAUAUGUUAAUUGUUCACCCCUGUAUGCAUUAACCCCUUAGGAGUACAAUUGCAUCAGCAUAAACCAACUGAUCUUUGUGAAGUAUUAGAAUGUUAAACAAAAAAAGUGUUCAGGGCUCUUGGUUAUUUAAUGCAGCUUUCUCCUGAUGGGGGGGG